UUUGAUAAUAGAAAUCUUGACAACCCCCAGGGAAGAACCAGUAAUUGUUUAAUUUAAUUAAAAACUUUUGUGUUAAGAAUGUAAUUAAUUGUUUGUCUCUAUAAAUAUUAUAUUUUUAAUGUGUGGUGAUUUAAACGAUGAUGUGCCAUAUUUUUGAAGUGUAGGCCGAGGUGAUUAAAAGACGUAUAAUUUGAAUGAAAAUAAAACAAACAAAAAAUAUGGUUUAUCAUUUGUAACAAGGUGAUAAAUCAAGAGGAUCAAAGGGCACUGACUAAGACGGAAAGCCACUCACUUGAAGCGAUAGCUUAAUUGCUUGAAUUUAGGCUGAUUUGCUAUGGAUAAUGAGGAGAGGAGGAGUCAUGAGAAAUUCUGUUCCGUCUGCGGUGAUCAAGCCCUUGGUUACAAUUUCAACGCUGUUACGUGCGAGUCAUGCAAAGCAUUCUUCAGAAGGAACGCAACAAAGACAAGAGAGUUGCAGUGUCCAUUUAAACAGUGCUGUGAUAUAACAGCAGUGACGAGGAGGUUCUGCCAAAAGUGCAGACUAGCUAAGUGUUUCCGUGUGGGCAUGAAGAGGGAGCUGAUUAUGACGGAGGCAGAUAAGGAAAGGAAAAAAAGAAAAAUCUUGGCAAACAAGGCCCGAAUGGUGACAGCUAAGGCGAAAGACUCAAUUGGCAAUAGUAAAUCGGUGCAAGUCAGCAUGGUUAGUGUUGAGAUUGGCACCCAAACUGAGCCUUUGACUUGCAAUUGUCGGCAAAGGUACAAGGCCGAUGUACCUAACUCACUUCUAAUGGCUGCCUUACCUCCUCCUGACAAGACUCAAAUCACCUACCAGUUGAUAAAAUCUAUACCUACAGCAACUUUGUUUCCAAUGAGUUGCCAAGACAAUGAACUCCUAGAGGAUCUAAUCGUCGCUAAUAAAGCUCUGGAAGCUCCUCUUGAUCAAGAGCUGAAUAAUUUACCUGGCGAUGAAUUUAAAAGUUGUGGCUCAAAAAGCCUUCUGGAUGUUAUCAACCUGACAGCUCUGGCAAUAAGGAGACUGAUCAAGAUGUGCAAGAGAAUAGGAGGCUUCAGAGCACUAUGCCAAGAGGAUCAGUUGACCCUCCUGAAGCAAGGGUGUACGCAGAUGAUGCUUUUAAGGAGUGUUGUCACUUUUGACCCAGAUAGAAAUUCUUGGCGGAUACCUCAUUCAGUAGAUCAGAUGUCUCAGAUAAAUGUUGAAGUGUUGAAAGAGGCGCGGGGCAACCUGUAUGAUGCGCAUGAAGCGUUUUUAAGGACGUUCGAUACUCGGGCAUCACACGACCUAAAUAUAAUGUGCAUACUGACUGCUAUUGUACUUUUUGACCCUAAUAGGACCAACCUAGUGAAUAAGCAGUUGAUAGCACAACAACAGUCGAGGUAUUUCAGUCUACUUCAAUGCUACCUCCAAAGCAUCUAUUCUUCAGAGGAGUCAAAUGAAAUCUACCAGCAUCUCAUAUGCAAGAUGACUGAGCUGCAUCAGAUCAUCGAAGAACACGUCCGUGUGUACCUUAAUGUGAAUCCUAGCCAAGUAGAACCUAUACUUAUUGAAAUAUUUGAUUUAAAAACACACUAAAAUACAUACCAUUUAACAUUUA
Molecule: messenger RNA, 1613 nt
Organism: Cimex lectularius (bed bug)
Lineage: Eukaryota; Metazoa; Arthropoda; Insecta; Hemiptera; Cimicidae
Gene: Hr96
Product: nuclear hormone receptor HR96
Exons: 7
Coding region: 335-1591 (418 amino acids)
Biological process (GO): cell differentiation; negative regulation of transcription by RNA polymerase II; positive regulation of transcription by RNA polymerase II
Molecular function (GO): RNA polymerase II cis-regulatory region sequence-specific DNA binding; nuclear receptor activity; zinc ion binding
Source: RefSeq, a predicted model, not a curated record